Molecule: messenger RNA, 7515 nt
Organism: Enhydra lutris kenyoni (northern sea otter)
Lineage: Eukaryota; Metazoa; Chordata; Mammalia; Carnivora; Mustelidae
Product: integrin subunit alpha 9
Exons: 28
Coding region: 1-3105 (1034 amino acids)
Biological process (GO): cell-cell adhesion; integrin-mediated signaling pathway; cell-matrix adhesion
Cellular component (GO): integrin complex; external side of plasma membrane
Molecular function (GO): integrin binding
Source: RefSeq, a predicted model, not a curated record
AUGGGCGGCCCGGCGGCGCGGAGGGGCGCCGGGGGGCUCCGCGCGCUGCUCCUGGCGCUGGUGGCCGUGGGGACGCCCGCGGGCGCCUACAACCUCGAUUCGCAGCGCCCCGUGCGCUUCCAGGGGCCCGCCGGUUCCUUCUUCGGCUACGCGGUGCUGGAGCACUUCCACGACAACACGCGCUGGGUUCUUGUGGGCGCACCAAAGGCAGAGUCCAAGUACAGCACUUCAGUGAGGUCCCCUGGGGCUGUGUUUAAGUGUCGUGUCCAUACCAACCCUGACCGGAGAUGCACCGAAUUGGACAUGGCUCGAGGGAAGAAUCGGGGCACACCGUGUGGAAAGACUUGCCGGGAAGACCGGGAUGAGGAGUGGAUGGGGGUGAGCCUGGCCCGGCAACCCAAGGCGGACGGCCUCGUGCUGGCCUGUGCCCACCGCUGGAAGAACAUCUACUACGAAACAGACCACAUCUUGCCCCACGGCUUCUGUUACAUCAUCCCGUCCAACCUCCAGGCCAAAGGCAGGACGCUGAUCCCUUGCUAUGAAGAGUACAAGAAGAAGUACGGAGAGGAACAUGGCUCCUGCCAAGCCGGGAUAGCGGGCUUCUUCACUGAGGAGCUGGUGGUGAUGGGCGCCCCAGGGUCAUUUUAUUGGGCCGGGACAGUCAAAGUGCUGAACCUUACGGACAACACCUAUUUCAAACUGAAUGAUGAAGCCAUCAUGAACAGGCGGUACACUUACCUGGGCUAUGCAGUGACGGCCGGCUCCUUCUCUCGCCCGUCCACCACUGAUAUCGUAGGAGGUGCCCCCCAGGACGAAGGCAUCGGGAAGGUUUAUAUUUUUAGAGCUGAUCGAAGAUCGGGUACCUUAAUUAAGAUAUUCCAGGCAUCAGGUAAAAAGAUGGGCUCUUACUUCGGCUCCUCCUUAUGCGCAGUUGACCUGAAUGCAGAUGGCCUCUCUGACCUGCUGGUGGGGGCCCCCAUGUUCUCUGAGAUCAGGGACGAGGGGCAGGUCACCGUCUACAUCAACAGAGGAAAUGGAGCCCUGGAGGAGCAGCUGGCCCUGAGUGGCGAUGGCGCCUACAACGCACACUUUGGGGAGAGCAUUGCCAGCCUAGGUGACCUUGAUGAUGACGGGUUCCCAGAUGUGGCCAUUGGCGCACCCAAGGAGGACGACUUCUCCGGGGCCGUCUAUAUCUAUCAUGGUGAUGUUGGUGGGAUCGUCCCUCAGUACUCAAUGAAGCUGUCCGGCCGGAAAAUAAGUCCGGUUCUGCGGAUGUUUGGGCAGUCCAUAUCAGGAGGCAUUGAUAUGGAUGGAAAUGGCUAUCCUGAUGUAACUAUUGGAGCCUUCAUGUCGGACAGCGUGGUUCUUCUAAGGGCGAGACCCGUCAUUACGGUGGACGUCUCCAUCUUCCUCCCAGCCUCCAUCAACAUCACGGCGCCUCAGUGUCACGACGGGCUGCAGCCUGUGAACUGCCUGAACGUCACCGCCUGCUUCAGCUUCCACGGCAAGCACGUUCCAGGAGACAUUGGCCUCAAUUAUGUUCUGACGGCUGAUGUGGCCAAAAAGGCAAAGGGCCAGUUGCCCAGAGUCUACUUUGUGUUGCUGGGAGAGUCCUUGGGUCAGAUCACAGAGAAGCUGCAGCUGGUCCACAUGGAGGAGACGUGUCAUCACUACGUGGCCCACGUGAAGCGGCGAGUGCAGGACGUCAUCAGUCCCAUUGUGUUUGAGGCCGCCUACAGCUUGGGUGAACAUGCGACUGGAGAGGAGAGGGAGCUGCCAGCUCUGACACCAGUGCUCCGCUGGAAGAAGGGACAGAAGAUUGCCCAAAGGAAUCAGACCGUCUUUGAAAGGAACUGCCGCUCAGAGGACUGUGCCGCGGACCUACAGCUCCAGGGUCAGCUGCUGCUCUCCAGCAUUGAUGGGAAAACCCCGUAUCUAGCUUUGGGGGCUGUGAAGAAUAUCUCCCUAAACAUCUCCAUCUCAAACCUCGGGGAUGAUGCCUAUGAUGCCAACCUGUCCUUCAACGUUUCCCGGGAGCUCUUCUUCAUCAACAUGUGGCAGAAGGAGGAAAUGGGCAUUUCCUGUGAGCUGCUUGAAUCAGACUUCCUCAAAUGCAGCGUGGGAUUUCCUUUCAUGAGGUCAAAAUCAAAGUACGAAUUCAGCGUGAUCUUUGACACAAGCCACCUGUCUGGGGAAGAGGAAGUUCUUAGCUUCAUCAUUACUGCUCAGAGUGGCAACGUGGAACGUUCCGAGUCCCUGCAUGACAACACCCUCACGCUGACGGUGCCGCUGAUGCACGAAGUGGACUCGUCCAUCACUGGAAUCAUGUCUCCAACUUCCUUUGUGUAUGGCGAGUCUGUGGACGCAUCUAACUUCAUUCAGCUAGAUGACCUGGAGUGUCAUUUCCAGCCCCUCAACAUCACCCUUCAGGUCUAUAACACUGGGCCAAGCACCCUUCCUGGGUCAUCUGUCAGCAUCGCUUUCCCCAAUCGGCUGUCACCUGGAGGGGCAGAGAUGUUCCAUGUGCAGGAGAUGGUGGUGAGCCAAGAGAAGGGAAACUGCUCUUUCCAGAAAAACCCAACCCCCUGCAUCAUCCCUCAAGAGCAAGAAAAUAUCUUCCAUACAAUAUUUGCCUUUUUCACCAAGUCUGGAAGAAAAGUCUUGGACUGUGAAAAACAAGGAAUUUCUUGCCUAACAAUGCACUGUAACCUUAGUGCGCUUGCUAAAGAAGAAAGUCGUACUAUAGACAUUUACAUGCUGCUGAACACAGAAAUAUUGAAAAAGGACAGCUCAUCUGUCAUCCAGUUUAUGACCCGCGCCAAGGUCAAGGUGGACCCUGCCCUGAGGGUGGUGGAGAUAGCCAAUGGGAACCCAGAAGAGAUGAUGGUGGUCUUCGAAGCCUUGCACAACCUGGAGCCUCGGGGCUAUGUGGUGGGCUGGAUCAUUGCCAUCAGUUUGCUGGUGGGAAUCCUCAUCUUCCUGCUGCUGGCUGUUCUGCUCUGGAAGAUGGGCUUCUUUCGCCGAAGGUACAAAGAAAUCAUUGAAGCUGAGAAAAACCGGAAAGAGAACGAAGAUGGUUGGGACUGGGUCCAGAAAAACCAGUGACCUGCCACACCAGCCACAUGACCCAGUCAUUUCGCCUGUCGUCCUUGUUCUUUGUAUCUUCCAUAUUUGGAAGAAAGAAUCUUCUCCAGAUUUUUCGGAGGCCCCACUGACGCUGUUCUCUUCCUCACGUUACCAAGCCCAGGAGCCAACCUGGGGCAGCCUCUCCGGCCAGGUCACAGGACUGGAGCCACCACCCGUUUCCUUUCAGAGAUGAACUCCGAACUUGGGAAAAGUAAGCACCAGAGCUGAGCGAUAUUUAUGGAUGCAACGUGCGUGGUCAACCCUCAGGGGAAAACUGUUACCUAAAAGUAUUUUUAUAAAUACAAGCCUUUUAUACUGAUUAUGUCUUUAUAUUUGUAUCAAUGUUUUAUUAUUUCUAUUAAAUAGUUCUAUAAUUCACUCAAGCACUGAUAUCUGGCCUGAAAGCUUGGAAGGACAUGUGCGUUCAUACAAAUUUUGAAGGAUAAAAACCUGAUCAUACUUUGGAACUUGCUGUUACCAGAGACGUGUGGAUAAAAUAAUCUGAAGAAACCUCGUGGGAUGAAUCCGCCAAGCUGUGGGGCUGCAUGUGAGCUGUGGGGUUGCCGAGACCCCUGAGAAGAUUCACCUCUUCAUGGCCAGGAGUCAAGUUCAAAGUAAUGUGCUAAAGAACUACAAGUGGUUUUUCAUAUGUAGCUUUCGUUGCGAGAUUUCCAGCAGGCAUUUGGAUAGAAAAACCUGACCCUGGCACAGGUCCGCUCUCCAUCACCUACACAGCAGACAUCACACCCUCCUUCCACUUGGAUUGAUAGAUGAGAGCUUGGAGCAAGGCCAUUUGGUCAUCUGGUAAACCUCAGAAGGGCAUCUCAUCCUGGACAUCAUGCGUCAGGGUCCACAUACCACAAGGACUACAUCGGACCCCACCAAGCCCAGACUUGUGUCUGAAUGCCGUGAUACGUGGCCUUUUCAUCGAGUUCAGAGGUCUCCACUUUCCCUGCCAUUCCUGCUGUCCCAGCUCAUGGUGACUGCAGAUCCCUUCCCAGAGAUGACCAUUCAACCUGUCCUUUGUUUUUAAAAUAGGGUCUGAAGUGCCAUUCCCAAAAAGCAGACUCUGAUACAAGGAUUUGUAUGCAAGCAACCGAUUAAGGGAGCGUCCCAUGCCCAGGAGACAGCAGUAGGGGUGUGAGGGAAGCAGGACAGGAAAGGAGAGGAAACCAGGUGAGGGUGCCAUUUCAGAGGACAUCCCAUGGAGGGCAGCUACAGCCUGAUCCCGUGAGGAGCGGUCCCAAACUGAGGCAAGGAAGCUGAGCUUUCAAAUUCUUGCACCCACAGGAGGUUUCAACGUCCCACUCUCGGUUCCUGCUGGCAGACUGGCUCCGAUAGCCCAAAGGUGGUCCUCUAAAGGAGAGCUGGAAAUGCACCCAGCCCCCACCCUCGGGGGACUUCCAGAAACAAUGUGAAAGGAAGGAUGCACAGGGAUCUGGGCAUAGCACUGACAUGCGCCUUGCCCCCGAGUGUGCGAAUGCUGAGUUGUGGCCUUCGGUUCCAGUCUCCCCAUUUGACAGUGUGUAUUAUCAGACGCACUGCUGCCCGGUUUGGAGUGCAAGGUGAUUUUCUUAAAGGGCGAUGACACGACGGGUGUAGUGUGCUCAGCACUGCGCCUGGUCCAUCGUGAACACUCAGUGACUGGGGCAGCUCUGGCUGCCGUCCCCACAAACCAUCUGCCAAAAGAAAAAACACGUGGCUAAGAGCAGGGUCUGACAGAGUCCUCUUAUUACGGCCCCUUAUUACGGCCCAUGGAGGCCCCCAGUACCUAACAAACGGCAUCAAAUGGGAAUGAAACAAGAAAGAUGAAGGAUCUUUCUCACAGGGCUGCGUUUGCUGGAAACUAACAUGUUGGGGUGUGAGAACAUUGGUGCAAAAACACAGAACUCCACUCCAGAGAGGAGACAGAUUUUCUGUGCCCGUAUUCAGCUCAUAUUUGCAAAGACGUCUCAUGCUGGGGCAGAAUCAGGAGGAUGCUGGACAGCUGUGAACCCGGCAUGGAACAUGAGUUUCUUUUCUUGCCUCAUUACGCAGCUGACUCUGAUGCAGGAAGAUGGUGUAUGUAUUACGUGACCCCUCGUGGUGAAUAUGGGAAGAGAUGGCCACGCCAGAGGGUCCGUGGCAUGAAUGAGGCAGGUCUUAGAAUGAAGUCAGGGAUGUUGCUCCUAACGGAGGGAUGGAGGCAGAGAGGUAACUGCUGGGCAGAUGCAGGCAAAGAAACCAGCCCUCAGAGUUCACCUGAGACUUCCCUCCAAAGUAGUAAGGGCAGCUUUGAGUGGGUCUUAGUCACUCAUUUCGAGGAUUCUUAGGGGCCCCUGCAGUGCAUCAUAAACGAUGCAUCUGCUGCAAGUUCCCCCGAGAACACUGCAGGCACAUUUUGCCUGGAGAGCCAGACCUCCCUGCAAGAGGAGUGCGGAGUGUGGAUUCCUUUAGGAGACCCCGCGUGUAGCUUUCCUGCGAUGGAUUCUCGUUCACCGUGUCACGCUGUCCUUUCAUAAACCCCCUGAAGAUUCUCCAGUGGCAAGCCUGGAUCAGCGCCAUCAGCAGCUUCGGACAAACGCAUCUAUAGCCACUAACCAGCUUCCCACAAGGGAGGGCAGACGCACUGGGGGUGGGCUAGAGGGUGACCCACUCUGCUCCUGUGGGCAGUCUCGGAGCCAGGAUCUCUUUGCCUCUGGUCCAUUCCAAAUAGUAGACCCACGUGAGUAGUCAUAUACUCAAGGAGAUCACGAAGACUUCAUAAGGCAGUUUAAAAAAAAAAAAAAAAAAUGGCCUUGGCAUCACCAGAAGCAAACUUUGGCAAUGACUCCAGGAAUCUGUCUGAGGAAGGCUGGUGCCUCUGUGUGUUAGAGGGGGCCGAGUAACAGGUGAGUCAACAGGGAACGCUUUAACACGGCAAUGAAGCAGCCAAGCACACCGUGAGCCCGCUCUCUGCGGGGCAUCUUACCAGCUCCACACAGCUCAGAAGCUCUCGGUAGGUUCUCCGGGGAAGCAGACAGGGUGAAUGGCAUCUGUGCAUUACUCCUCCAGAAUUUUCUUUUAAAAGUCUGUAGCACGUUCCAGUUUCUAACCUUCCCACUCGUACGGGUCCACUGUGGAAUCCUAUCAGAUACUCUCUCUCACAGCUGCUGCCGCUUUUAGUUACGGAUUCAGUAUGGUUUUUGCUGUCAGAAAUACGGAGACGGUUUUUAAAUAUGAAAAAGGACCUUGGUCAAAAUUGAGGAAAAUCUUGCCCUCUGUUCAAAAAUGAUUCUCUUCCGCUUCGUUGAUAACGGGACUUAUGAGUUGGGAACAUCCGCACCGUGAGUGCUAGACCUGUCAUCAAGAAGAGGCCAUGAAGUUAGGAACAAGGAGGCACUAGAAGAAGGGAGUGGGUCCACUUUAUGGGGACUGACAGGCACACAUCAGGAAUCUGCUCUUUCAGUCAGCUCUUCAGGAAAAUUCCAUCACCAGGAGGAUUCCAAAGUCUGGUACCUGUUGUAGAAAAUGCAAUAGUCCUCCUUCACCGAGUCACGCAUAGCCUACCAAAGGGAUUAAAAGCAAACAGAAAACUAGCAGGAACAUCUGGGACCUGUUUUCAAUGGGGAAAUAUAAAAGAUCCCCCAUGAUAUGUGUGCUGUAUGCCACCUGUUAAAACCCUAGCAGGGUCAUUUUUUAAAGGUUAUUCGACUAUUAUUUUUGAAAAAGGCAUGAUGGCCGGGGGAAUGCAGUUACACAUAAGUCAUGUCGGAAAUGUGCAUCUGGUGAAACCUACUAUCCCUGACUCAAACUUCCGGAAUUUAGAGGCGCUUCAAAAGGACCGUCAUGCAGGGAAAGGGCCCUGUAGAAGACAGAAGGCAGGCAGUGAGUGUCAUUUCAGAAAUGUUCCAAUGGACAGGGGUUUCCGGGAUGUUUUGUUCUGCUAUUUAGAGGGGUGGUAUACAGAGUGGAGAAUAUUUUCUGAAACGAAGAAUGGCUGAAGGGAGGAUACAGAGCCAGUAGGGCCAAUAUGAACCUUCUAGAAUGUCUUCUGAUUUUCAGCACAUUAGGGGAAUAAUGGACAAAUUUCCCAUGUGAUGCAAUGCUUUAUAGCACAAUGAUCUAGAUUUCAGACUUUGUUAAGGUUUUUUUUUAAAAAUUCUAAUGUGCACGGUGUGAUGGGCAGAGUGAGUUUAAAAGCUUUAAGAGUGAUUAAUUGCAUGGCAGACACCCACGCUAACUUCACUUCCAGAACCUGACUGAUGCAUCCAUAUACAUUUCCAUUGAGGAAUUUUGGUGGGAGGGGUGCUCCUCCUUACAAAGUCACAUGUAUUAAAGUCUAUGCAGUCACUUCUAAUUCACUUGCACUGUUUGGGAAAUGCAGGUUUACAAAAAUACACGUUUGGAAUAAAAAAUGGCUGCAAAUGA